UGGAUGCAGAAAUAACAAAUGUUUAUAGAAAAUAAUAUAUAAUUUUGAUCUUCAAAAUUUUUACAACUUAAUAACAACUGUUUCAUAUGUAUAUGUGGAUGAUUUAGAAUCUGGAUAUAAUGAGUCAAUUCAUUACAAUACAAGUUGGCCAAUGUGGGAAUCAGAUAGGAUCAGCUUUCUGGCCUUUGGCUUUACAUGAAUACGGCAUCCAGACUACUGGUAAUGUUAAUAUGCUCAAAGUUCAACGAACUCAUGUUAAACACAUCAAGGAUAUGUCUGAAGGAUUCUCCAGUUUUUUUCAUGUCCCAGAUAAUGCUGACAGUAUGCAUUUUCAAAAUAUAGCUGACUUAAAUGCAGCUAAAGUUAAAGCCAGGAGUGUUCUAAUAGACAUGGAGGAUAGUGUUGUAUGUAGGUUUAAACAAGGUCCAUUGCGUCGAUUGUUUGAUCAAACUUGUUUUGUAACAAAUUAUCCAGGAUCUGGGAAUAAUUGGGCAAUAGGAUACCAUAUUCACUGUAGGGAGUAUCGCAAUCAUUUGAAGGAAAGUAUAAGACACAUGGUUGAAAAAUGUGAUCGACUUGAUGGGUUUUUGUUGAUGCAUUCCUUAGGAGGUGGUACUGGGUCUGGAUUAGGUACAGCAACUUUAAAACUGUUAGAGGAUAAUUAUCCUCAUGUGGAAAGGCUCGUGACUUGCGUGUAUCCAGCAAAUAUGCAAGAUGUUAUAACAGCACCUUACAACACUAUACUUGCGACCCGAGAGCUUGUGGAACACGCCACUUGUGUCUUUCCUAUAGAGAACAAAGCACUCUUGGAUAUAUGUAGUGCGCAAACAAACAAACGAGAGAAUACUAGUGAAAUAACUUACAAUGCAUCGUGCAAACCGUUUCAAGAUAUGAACAGCAUUAUCGUCAAUAUGCUUUUACACUUGACCAGUGGAUCCAGAUUUCCGGGAAGUUUAAACAUGGAUAUGAACGAAGUGGCCACAAAUUUGGUGCCGUAUCCAAAGUUGCAUUAUAUAUUCAGCAGUAUUAGCCCUGUAACUUUAGCUGCUCCAAAUGUGUGCAACAUGCAAGAGACAAAAUUGCAGGAUGAACUGUUCACCAAUGCAUGGUCGCGAAGUAAUCAACUGAUCAAAUUGGACCCUCUACAACGCACCUCCGUGAUUCUUGCUGCUGCACAUAUUGCAAGGGGAAAUAUCACUUUGACCGAUAUGAAGCGGAAUGUUGAAAGAUUUCAAAAUAAGGUACAAUUUACUUCCUGGAGUAAGGACUGCAUGAAAAUAGGAUUAUGUUCUAUUCCUCCAGCAGGACAUACUUCAUCACUACUGUGUCUGCUCAAUUCGUCCAGUAUAUCUUUAUUAUUCGAAGAUAUAGUACAAGAAUUUUCGAAACUGUAUAGGAAAAAGGUACUAACAAUAUAUUGCUUUAGUGAACAAGCAAAAUGGUGUUUUUGUCUCUGAGGCAUACGUUCACCACUAUACGCAGGUACAUGGAUUUGACGAGACACAUUUCGACGAGAGCAAAGAAUGCAUGCUCGAUUUAUGUGAACGUUACAUGGAAGUACGACGUAUAGGAGAAACAGAUAUCUCUAGAUUGCAAGUGAUUUAAUAAUCUUGUAAGAAAUCGGAAGUGGAG
Harpegnathos saltator (Jerdon's jumping ant) is the source of this 1632-nucleotide messenger RNA. RefSeq names its product tubulin epsilon chain. Gene Ontology annotation, cellular component: microtubule. Bases 120 to 1457 code for a protein of 445 amino acids. The record is from RefSeq and is a predicted model, not a curated record. NCBI's taxonomy places the organism in Eukaryota, Metazoa, Arthropoda, Insecta, Hymenoptera, Formicidae. The transcript is spliced from 9 exons. Gene Ontology annotation, biological process: microtubule-based process. Gene Ontology annotation, molecular function: GTP binding.